AUGGGUCCGCCACUUGAGCAAGUCCCUAGUGGCAUCAGGCAAGUCACCCAGAGAGCUCUCAUCGAAGAAGGCACCUCCCUCUCCUACCGAGCUAUCGCUAUUCUCACGACUACUCCACAACCUCAGGCAGUCCCUAUCGCAUCAAAGCCUCUGGCGCGUCUUUACUCGCAUAUACGCGACCCAGGCCCCUGUGCUGAUGCCCCCAUUCUUUGGAAAGACGCACAGCUAAGGGACCUCAUGUACAUCGCGCAGCCUGAUCGUCGACUGGAGUUCGCUUCGCUCCUCAAGGGACUGGACCUUGGAAGUUACGAGCAGGUCUCUGGUCAACUGUUCCAGGCCUUGCCGACCCUUGGAGAAUUGAGCAUCACUGUCCUUGGUACCGACGAGAGGUCCUCAAACUUGCACCCCAAUGUUUUCAUCGGCAUCAGCACCCUUUCGAACCUUACACACUUGUCCAUCAACCUGGCCAACGGUUCUGAUCAUGGUGAGACGGGUCGCGAAGUCAACACCCUCCAUAUCUUAGGUCUCAAGUUCAGAGCCGCACUUCUAGUGCUCAGCUCCAUCGACGCUGUCUCGAUCGACCUAGUGUGGACUGGUACCCUGACCCCUGCUGAGAACGACGAACUUCAUGAGCGCGGUUCGGUCUUUUCCCGAAACUGGAUCCUGCCUUCUGACAUCACUAUCGAGGAAGAAGCUGGAUUGGAUGGUGAAAUGGAUUCUGCACCUGCCCCUAGAUCCUCCCUCAACGAAGUCUGGAAGGGGAGCUAG
Molecule: messenger RNA, 768 nt
Organism: Aureobasidium musti
Lineage: Eukaryota; Fungi; Ascomycota; Dothideomycetes; Dothideales; Saccotheciaceae
Source: the annotation of a GenBank genome assembly